Benincasa hispida (wax gourd) is the source of this 899-nucleotide messenger RNA. Its product is annotated as P-loop containing nucleoside triphosphate hydrolases superfamily protein. The record is from RefSeq and is a predicted model, not a curated record. Lineage: Eukaryota; Viridiplantae; Streptophyta; Magnoliopsida; Cucurbitales; Cucurbitaceae. Gene Ontology annotation, cellular component: cytoplasm. Gene Ontology annotation, molecular function: gluconokinase activity.
UCAACUGCCAUCUCUCACCACUUUGCCCAAAAAUUUCAUCAUUCUCUGUCCAUCACCUGGCAUAAGGAUUCUAGCAUCCAAAUUUGAAUGGUAUUCUAUUCGAUUCUUCAAUUUCAGGUCUCAUAAUGGUAAGUUUCAUUCAAAAUUUGAGUUUAUUAAUCUCCGAUUCUUCUUCUCAUUCAAGCUAUGGCGAUCGUGCUCAUGGGCGUCUGCGGUUCUGGAAAAUCUACUAUUGGUGAGAUGCUGGGCAAGGCCUUGGAUUUCACUUUUCUUGAUGCCGAUGAUUUUCAUCCAAUCUCUAACAAGGAAAAAAUGUCGAAAGGAAUCCCUCUCUCGGACGAAGAUCGGAUACCAUGGCUCGAGAAGAUUCGAGAUACCUUGAGAGAAAACAUAACAUGUAGAAGAAGUGUAGUUCUUGGUUGUUCAGCUCUACAAAAACACUAUAGAGAGAUUCUGAGAUCAAGUGAUCAAAAUUAUGAAAAAAUGGAAACAAUGAAAUGUGUGGUGAAGUUUGUUCUAUUGGAUGCUCCAGCUGAAGUGAUUGCUUCAAGAUUAGAGAAAAGAGCCAAAGAAGGGAACCAUUUCAUGCCUUCAACUCUUUUGAAAUCCCAAUUGGAUUUGUUGCAAAUUGAUGAUAGUGAAGGUAUUAUAAAAGUUGAUGCUACUCUUACUCCACAAGCAAUUGUUAGUAAUAUUAUUAUGUUGGUUUUUGGAUCUUUGGUUUUAACUAACAAUGAGAAAUCAUAGUUUUGAUUUUCUCAUCCUCUUCCUUCUUACAAAUUUCUUGUUUCUUGGAAAAAGGAAACAAAAAUGUGAUUCGCAAUUGAAAACUGAGAUAUUUAAAGGAUGUUUGAAGUGCAAAGAGAGUUGUGAGGUUAUAUAAUCUACGGAGUUGAAUA